This is a messenger RNA of Rhagoletis pomonella (apple maggot), 570 nucleotides long. RefSeq names its product keratin, type II cytoskeletal 68 kDa, component IB-like. The record is from RefSeq and is a predicted model, not a curated record. NCBI's taxonomy places the organism in Eukaryota, Metazoa, Arthropoda, Insecta, Diptera, Tephritidae. The transcript has a single exon. The coding region runs from base 1 to 570 and encodes 189 amino acids.
AUGAAGCUGUUCGUAGUACUCUCCGCAUUGUUCGCCGUUUGCUGUGCUAGGCCACAGCAAUAUGGUGGCUCCCAAGCCGGCGCCAACGCCAACGCUAAUGCUGGCGCAGCAGGUGGAGGAUUUGGUGGUAACCCUGGCUUCGGUGGUAACCCUGGCUUUGGUGGUAACCCUGGCUUCGGUGGUAACUCUGGAUUCGGUGGUAACCCUGGCUUCGGUGGCAACUCUGGAUUCGGUGGUAACCCGGGAUUUGGCGGAAAUCACGGCGGCGGUUUCAAUAGAAAUCCUGGUUUCAACGGCGGAAAUCCCGGAUUCGGUGGCGGUUUCGGUGGAAACCCCGGAUUUGGUGGCGGCUUUGGUGGAAAACCCGGUUUUGGUCAAGGAGGAAAUAGUCCCGCAUUUGGUGGCGGUUCCAGUUCAGCCAACGCUAAUGCCGAUGCCAACGCCAGUGGAUUUGGUGGUGGCUCUUCUGUAGCUAAUGCAAACGCUAAGGCGAAUUCAUUUUCUAAUGGUUUUGGUGGAUCCAAUGCGGCUGCAAACGCCGAUGCUAGCGCCAAUAGCUUUGGCAAAUAG